Cuscuta europaea is the source of this 1049-nucleotide messenger RNA. The record is from the annotation of a GenBank genome assembly. Lineage: Eukaryota; Viridiplantae; Streptophyta; Magnoliopsida; Solanales; Convolvulaceae.
UUUGUACGUACAGGGUUUGUACGUUUCAACCUUCGAGAUUCUGUGGUGCCAAAACUGAGAAGUAACAAGCUCAGAAGAAGCCAGCACCCAAUCCCGAGAAAAUGGAGGCUGAGAAGAAGCCAAAGGCCGGGAUGGUAUUCUCUUCUCUAUUUUCUUCAACAAGACUGUACCAGUUAAUCCCAAACCUUUCCUGAACAGUUUGAUUGGGAAGACUAUUAUUGCAAAACUCAAGUGGGGAAUGGAGUAUAAAGGGUUUCUUGUCUCUGCUGAUUCAUACAUGAACUUGCAGUUAGGAAAUGCUGAAGAAUUUGUUGAUGGGCAAUCCACUGGAACCCUUGGAGAGAUCUUGAUCAGAUGUAAUAAUGUCCUAUAUCUUCGGGGGGUACCUGAGGAUGAAGUGGAGGAUGCAGCAGACCUUGACUAGGAGGAAGAGGCAACCACCUAAAAAUUGGGAAAAUGGCUUGUCGUUGGAGUAUUGUAGUGGUGAUGCCUUUAUUAAGAAAGCAACGACACUGCAGAUUAUGAAAUCAGCAUUUACAUCCUUUGAAACCAUGUGGUUUAGAUCUUUGAUCUACCUUCAGCAUCAGCUAGACUUGGACUUGGGCCGGGUCGGGCCCGGGCCGGCGGUUCUGAAUAGCUGGACCCGGGACCGGCCCGGGUAGCCACCGGGUCCGAUCCGGGCCCGGGCCUCGGGUUUGGUUAAUUUUUUUUUGCUUACCUACCCAUCCCUGACCCCCCUCACCCCCACCCCCAAACCCCUCCUAAACAUCAAGCCCAACCCAGGUGGAGCCCAAACAAAUGAAAAAACAAAAAAAAUUCAAUUUGGCCCGAACAGGGCCCGGGCCCGUGGGGCCUUGUUUUGGGUGACCCGAGCCCGGACCGGAAACCCAUCGGGUCGGGCCUACCCGGACCGGUCACUGACCGGGCCACCGGUUCGGGCCGGGCUGGAAUAGUACCGGUCCCGGGCCGGUUCCGGGUCGGGCCACCCGGCCUGAGUCCAAGUCUAGCAUCAGCAAUCUAUUCUAGAAAAGUUAUUAAUAUAAUUCUUG